CUUUCUCUCUGUUUCUGCAGGGAACUCUCGCUGGCCACUCCGGGGGUGGCACGGGCCCGCCCACUCACAGGCACUGUCAUCUCACACACGAGCACGCUUGCUCGGACCGCUUUGGCAAGAACGCGCUCACGCCAAGUCGAAGACAGAUCCGCGUUCACGCACGGAAUCCGUUUACAUACACGCUCACACACUCUCAACUCGAGAGGGGCCUGCUGCACACGACUCCUCUUCGGCUGCCAGGGAAGCGAAUCCUCCAAAGAAACCGCGCUCGCUCAUCCGGCUGCCCGUGAAGCCUGCAUUCCGUCCGAGAGCCGCACCGUGCCCCCCUCUCCCCGCCGUACCCACCGAACACAGGCCUUCGCACCAUGGCGGAUUCUAGCAGCAGCGCGUCUGCGGCCGGAGCCGCGGGCUCGAAUAGCAGCGCCGCCGGGGCUGGCGGAGCGGUCGCGCCCGGGGAAGCGACGGCAGCCGCGGGAUCGAAGCCAGGCCUGGAGUCGGUUAAGGGACAGAAUUUUGACGUUGGCCCCCGCUACACCGAUCUCCUGUACAUCGGCGAAGGGGCCUACGGGAUGGUCUGCUCAGCACAUGAUAACGUGAAUAAGAUCCGUGUGGCCAUUAAGAAGAUCAGCCCGUUCGAGCACCAGACGUACUGCCAGCGCACGCUGCGGGAGAUCAAGAUCCUGCUGCGCUUCCGCCAUGAGAACAUCAUCGGCAUCAACGACAUCCUGCGCGCGCGCCGCAUCGAGUACAUGAGAGAUGUCUACAUAGUCCAGGACCUGAUGGAGACCGACCUGUACAAGCUCCUGAAGACGCAGCAGCUGAGCAACGACCACAUCUGCUACUUCCUGUACCAGAUCCUCCGCGGCCUGAAGUACAUCCACUCCGCCAACGUGCUGCACCGCGACCUCAAGCCCUCCAACCUGCUCAUCAACACCACCUGCGACCUCAAGAUCUGUGAUUUCGGGUUGGCAAGGAUAGCCGACCCUGAGCAUGACCACACUGGCUUUCUGACGGAGUAUGUGGCUACGGCGCUGGGUACCGCGCUCCCAGAAAUCAUGCUCAACUCCAAGGGCUACACUAAGUCUAUUGAUAUCUGGUCAGUGGGAUGUAUCCUGGCUGAGAUGUUGUCAAACAGACCCAUCUUCCCUGGGAAACACUACCUGGAUCAGCUGAACCACAUACUGGGCAUCCUGGGCUCUCCCUCUCAGGAGGACUUGAACUGCAUCAUCAACAUGAAGGCCCGCAACUACCUGCAGUCCCUUCCACAGAAGCCCAAGAUCCCCUGGAACAAGCUCUUCCCCAAGGCUGAUAACAAGGCUCUGGACCUGCUGGACCGCAUGUUGACCUUUAACCCCAUCAAGCGCAUCACAGUGGAGGACGCUUUGGCCCACCCCUACCUGGAGCAGUACUACGACCCUACUGAUGAGCCGGUGGCUGAGGAGCCCUUCACCUUUAACAUGGAGCUGGAUGAUCUGCCCAAAGAGAAGCUAAAGGAGCUCAUCUAUGAGGAGACGGCCCGCUUCCAGGCCCAGUACCAGGGCACCUGAGUGAGGGGCGUAGAGGAUGAAGAACAAGAAAAAAGCACCUGGACAUCAUCAUCAGCAGCCAGGCCAACUGGACAUUAACACACACACACACCCCCCUCGCUCUCGCUCUCGCUGUCUCUCGCUCGACUGGACAUUAACACAC
Clupea harengus (Atlantic herring) is the source of this 1689-nucleotide messenger RNA. RefSeq names its product mitogen-activated protein kinase 1-like (gene mapk3). The transcript is spliced from 9 exons. The coding region runs from base 366 to 1547 and encodes 393 amino acids. Gene Ontology annotation, biological process: protein phosphorylation. Gene Ontology annotation, molecular function: ATP binding; MAP kinase activity. The record is from RefSeq and is a predicted model, not a curated record. Lineage: Eukaryota; Metazoa; Chordata; Actinopteri; Clupeiformes; Clupeidae.